This is a messenger RNA of Theileria annulata, 774 nucleotides long. RefSeq lists its product as uncharacterized. Gene Ontology annotation, cellular component: Golgi apparatus. The transcript has 4 exons. The coding region runs from base 1 to 774 and encodes 257 amino acids. Gene Ontology annotation, molecular function: SNAP receptor activity. NCBI's taxonomy places the organism in Eukaryota, Apicomplexa, Aconoidasida, Piroplasmida, Theileriidae. Gene Ontology annotation, biological process: endoplasmic reticulum to Golgi vesicle-mediated transport. The record is from RefSeq and is a predicted model, not a curated record.
AUGGCCACUUGGUUUAAUAGUUUUGUGGAUAAUUUAUCCGCAAAGAAACCCACUUCAGAACAGCCCAAACCUUCUCAGAAUCAGCCAGGAUGCCACAUUUAUGCCAUAGUUGUCAUGAGACAUUUUGCAUCUAAAGAAGCUUGCAGACUUUCAGCAGAAUAUGACUUCUCGCCACUCCCAAUGUACAUUUCUAAAAUCUCCAGAGAAGUUACAGACCUAGUUUCAAGAACUUGUGCCCAGGAGGCAUUCCCAGAUCAGUCCAAAGGUGUUGUUAUGGAAAAUAAUAUGGGAACCUUUUACGUAAAGGCGACCAAUUGUCCACCUCCAAACCAACUUGUUUUCAUUGCCGCAGUUAAUAAUGAAUGUACAAAAUACCAAGCUUUACAAUUUUUACACGAAGCUAUUCAAAUUUAUAAGCCUGCUGGAAACGUUGUUAGAGAUAACGUAGGAGAUGCUCUAAGGCAUCCUGAAUUGAGAUCACUCAUGUUAAAGUACAAGGGGAAAAGGGACGUACUUCUGGACGCUCAAACAAAACUCGACGAGACGAAAAUGAUUGUGAUGGAUACACUUGAUGGUCUAAUUAAUCGUCAGGGAAAUUUAGACGAACUUAUCGCAAAAAGCCACGAUAUGACCCAGAGCACGGCAAAACUCAUGAGGUUAUUAAUCUCUACACAGAUAUUUAUUAAAAUAAAUAUUAUUAUUUAUUUUAAUUUUAUUUUUGAUUAUAAAACAAUUUUAGGGAUGCCAGAAGGAGGAACAGUUGUUGUCGUAUGA